This is a messenger RNA of Vanessa atalanta (red admiral), 2373 nucleotides long. RefSeq names its product glycosylphosphatidylinositol anchor attachment 1 protein (gene GAA1). The coding region runs from base 145 to 2304 and encodes 719 amino acids. Gene Ontology annotation, biological process: attachment of GPI anchor to protein. The record is from RefSeq and is a predicted model, not a curated record. Lineage: Eukaryota; Metazoa; Arthropoda; Insecta; Lepidoptera; Nymphalidae. The transcript has 11 exons. Gene Ontology annotation, cellular component: membrane; GPI-anchor transamidase complex.
UUGAACAUACCUUUCAAGUAUCAAUUUGUAACUUUGUACUAAUACAAAGGAGCGGUUUAUGUUUGUUAAGCAAAAUAUAAUUUAAAAAAUAUUUAUUUGUAUUAUGAAUUAAUUAGACAACGUAUAAAUAUAUUUUAGUUAAAAAUGGGUCUUUUAUCAGACCCAGAAUAUGGUUCCGUUAAAUGGGUUAGGAUUCUUAAAAGGAUACAUUCGCCGCUAUGUUUUCUAUUUUAUGUGGCUGCAAUAGCUUGGUUCCUUACGCUGGCGCACAGAGAGUUUAAUAAUGAGACGUAUUUCUCUGAAAAUGCAUUACUUCCUGGUCUUGUUACCAAUGAAUUUAAUGGAGAGCAAUCAGCUAACCAAUACUUUAACGAGCUCCUGCAAGAACUAGAGGAGAAAUAUGAAGACAGUGAUGAGAUGCCGAUACCGUGGCUUGUUGGGAAAAUGUCACAAAUGCAUUUAGAAGUCUAUACUCAUAAUUUCACAUUAAAUUAUCCUCUCGGUCAAGGACAGGUUUACAAAGGCACAAAUGUGUAUGGUAUACUACGUGCACCUCGAACUUCAUCCUUGGAAGCUCUGGUUGUAACAGCUCCAUAUAGAUCCCUUUCCAACCACCAGAAGGGUACUGCAGCGGGCAUCGCCCUCAUGCUUGCCUUUGCACAGUUUGCAAGACCACAAAAAUAUUGGGCUAAAGACAUAAUAUUCUUAAUCACUGAGCAUGAACAACUAGGAAUGCAGGCAUGGCUAGAAGCAUACCACGGCCUACAGAGAGAGUCGUCUAGCUUUUACACAUCUCUUGGCAGCUUCUGGCAGCCUAGUACAUCUGGAUUGGACUUGGGAAAAUAUGCUAAGGGCUUUGAGUGGAUCACUGAUCACAGUAAAUGCUUGGACCCUGGUACUUUGAAAGGUCGAUCUGGUUCCAUACAAGCUGCUAUUAAUUUAGAAUUUCACACUCCAAAAUUCAAAUACAUUGAAGUAAAAGUCGAAGGCCUUAACGGACAAUUGCCAAACUUGGAUCUCGUUAACUUAGUUCAUAAGUUAUGCGUGAAGUCAGGAAUCCAUCAUUCAUAUAAGAACAGUUACUCCUGGAUUCGAACUCGUAAUAAAAUGGACGAAUGGGUUAAUGGUAUAUGGACCAUGCUUGGAAUGGUGUCGGCUCAAAUUGCUGGGGUGCCCAACGGUAACCACGGCCUGUUCCAUCGCUUCGGAAUCGAAGCUGUUACUCUAGAAGGUCGAGACGUGGAUGACCCAGCGGGGAUGGCACCUCGAGUCCAAUCCCUUAGCUAUGGAAACUUCUAUCGGCUGGGUAUAACAUUGGAGAGUAUAUUACGCUCAUUGAAUAAUCUUCUGGAGCGAUUCCACCAGAGUUAUUUCUUCUAUAUGCUGGCUGCCACGAACAGGUUCAUUUCAAUCGGUCAAUAUAUGCCUUCUUUGUGUCUACUAUGUGGUGCGAUGCUCCUCCGAGCUCUAUCGCUUUGGGUUACCUUACAAAAAGACGUAGACGAUAAUACAGAUAAAAAAGACUCAAAAGAUAAAGAAGACCCUAAAGAUAAAAUAACAGAUGAAAUAGAUAAAGAUAAAAAAGAAGAUAAAAAGGAGAAAAAGGAAGAAAUAAAUAAAACAAAACAUGAAGGAAAAGAUAGAAAAGAAACAGAUAUCAGUUUCAGUAUUGUCAAUAUGGGGGGGAAUUAUUUACUGAUACAUCUCUUUGGAUAUGGCGUCAUGAAUUCGCCGUUAUUAUUCAGCCAUAUAGGGUCAACGUACUUUGACCAGCCAUCAGAGAUCUCAGUGUACUACGGCCUUAUAGCAACAUCUGUCUUACUGAUAUUCAUCACCCCUUUUUUACUCAAACUACGAUCGACGUUAACCUUUGAGGAAUUAUCGAUUGUCAAUAUUUUACUGUUGAUUGAAUUAUCUACAGCGUGUUUGGCUAUCGGAAUGCAUAAUUAUCCGCUGGGUCUGUGUGUCGCAGUCCUGUAUACACCGUUGUCAUUGAUUGUCGGUGUAGUGGACAGUGAUUCAAGAAGCGGUUUCUGCCUUUUUCUCAAACGAAUCAUCUGUCUCAUCCUCCACCCGCUAUCCGUAGUCUCUCUCGGUCUGAUAAUAUAUUCACGGGUUUUAUUCCCGGAAGAGACACUCUUGUCUAUGAUCGGUCGAGGACGUGACGCUGCGAUGCAGGCUGUUAUGUUUUCUAUUGUCGAUUCUAUGAUUUAUGGAAAUUGGCUGUUCAACGUUGGAGCGACGGUCAUUCUGCCGACGUGGUUGUUAUUCUGGCAAAUAUUAUGUAACCGGGUUACUGCAUAAAUACAGUGUUCAAAUACAUUGAUUGUGUGGUGUUGCCAUUCCAAAGACUUAAUAAAGUUUUUUUUUUUU